AUGCUGCAUAGCAUCAACCCACCAUCAUCAGGGAACACCUUCGAUGCGUUCCGUGACAAGGCGAAGGGUGCCGGGCUGAGCAGCUCUCCUCCCGAUGGUCUGCCCGUCGGCGGCAAGCGUAUCUCUCGCGUCGACGUGGGUCUCAACGGAGCUCUGACGUUUAUUCCAAACGACAUCAAGGAGCCGCUGAGGACGCAAGUUGAGUUCAGCUUCAACCCGCGAAACCACUCAGUCACACAGUCAUCUUUCGAUAAGCCAUGCGAGCCAUCUGCCAACGGCUUCAGCAGUGGUCUCAUUCCCACAGCUCUUAGUCCGUCCGGGGUAACCUUCAGCAUCUUAGUCAACGAUACCAAGCCCAUUUGGUUCUACUGUGCGCAAACAACUGGAACUCUUUGUCAAAAGGGCAUGGUCGGAGCCAUCAACGCUCCAGAUCAGGGCAACACCCUCAAAGCCUUCACAGAACUCGCCUCCAAAGCACCCCCAAGCACUCUGCCCCCCAUGGCCCCUCUCGGCGGCGUUCUCCGCGCGAACAGAACGAUCCUCCCGAUGGUAAAUUCCGCCGUCGUCAACGUCUCCGCCCUUACAGCAGACAUGAUCGCCUACAUCCCCAAGCCGGGUGACAACGACCAGUACAUGAUGGGCAAAGCCGGUGGCUGCGCAAUCACGAACUGGAACUUCGGCACUAACAUCAGCGACGCGGCCGUGGAACAUCUGCAGCUCAUACAGUUCCUCGACAACAUCCUUCUCAAGGUCCUAUUCGAAGGGUACGAGAGUCUGCAGACGGGUGGCAAGUGGGCCAAUGUCUACCCCGAGACUAUUGUCGAGACGAUCGGGACAAUGGCGGCGCAGGCGUGGGUGCAUCGUGGCACGGCGACGGAUUCGCUGCAGCACUUUUCCAAGACGGUGUUGAAGGAGUGCGCGUACGCCAUUCCUGAUCUUGACAUCGAUGCGUUUCUGAGCACGACGCUUACGAUAUUGCUGUUGGAGAUUGGGCUGAUUAUUGACGCGACGGCGCUGCUGGCGCCGUCGGACCCGUGGCUCAUCCCGGCUCUCGCGACAUCACUCGGUGCCAAAUCGCGCAUGACAGCUGUUAUCAACCUGAUGCAGAACCAUAUUGCCGCGGCUGCGCCCCGUGAGGUUUCUAUCCCCGCUGAGCUGGUAUACUCGUACGCCAUGCAUCACUACGUGUCCUCGUGCCCGGAUAAAUUGGCCUGGGACAAGCCACUUGCUAAGUUGGACAUUAAGGGUCAGGGGUUGGACCAGGCCCAGAGGUUGAUGGGAGUUGAUGGGAGUUGA
This is a messenger RNA of Colletotrichum aenigma, 1296 nucleotides long. RefSeq names its product putative GPI-anchored cupredoxin. Bases 1 to 1296 code for a protein of 431 amino acids. The transcript has 2 exons. The record is from RefSeq and is a predicted model, not a curated record. Lineage: Eukaryota; Fungi; Ascomycota; Sordariomycetes; Glomerellales; Glomerellaceae.